Messenger RNA from Callorhinus ursinus (northern fur seal), 3101 nucleotides. The record is from RefSeq and is a predicted model, not a curated record. NCBI's taxonomy places the organism in Eukaryota, Metazoa, Chordata, Mammalia, Carnivora, Otariidae.
CCAGACGCCCCCCGAAAGAUAACUUUUAGAUGAAGAAACGGUGGUGGUGCUGUGGAACCAUAAAGGAAGCCCCUGUCCCCUUCAGCAAAGAGCUAGAGGUGGACACCUGGAAGGGCCUUAUGACCCAAACAAAGGACAGGUAAAAGUCUGACAACUUGAUUUAGUAGUGAAGUAGUUCACCUAGAAAUGCAGGUGCACAGGAGGGUAGUGGCAGGAGGUCACCAGGGGUCUGUGUGACAGGUUAAGGAAUCUGGGCUAGAUCCAGAGGACAGGAGGAACCACUGAAGGUGUUUAAACAGGACAUUGGGAAGAUCCAUGAGGAAGGCAUAAGGUAAGGAGACCAGAGAUGUAGGCAUAGGCCAAUUGAGGCCCAAAAUCAGGUGGCUGGACACUGUCAUCACUGCUGUUCAGGGCUGUCCGCCAUGGGCAGCAUCCUUUGGUAUUGGCCUACCUGUGAAUUCCUUUGAUUUUGUACCUUCCUUGAAAAGACCACAUUCUGCAUGCAGUUCUGAAGAAUGGGCUGGGUUUUUACACAUUCCUGCUCACCCUGCCAACCUAGGUGCAAAAGUUGGGGCUCCUGUACCAGCACCCUAUUCUCUCUGGAGCCUGGGUUGGCCUGGCACAAAGGAUGGUAUGUGAAUGCCCAACAAACAGCAGAGACAAGUAAAGGGCCCUUCCCUCCAGGCCUCCACAAGCAGAUGUGUUCACACUGGCUGUGACUGUCCCCUCGGAGCCUCUGCCCCUUCUGAUCAGAGUCCAAACAGGUUGAUAGUUUUCUGGGCUGGCCACAGUCAAAGAUGUUUGGAAGGAGUCCAGGGAGGCCGCCCCAACUCUUGAAGCUCCCAUGCCACGCAUCUCUGAGGAUAGCUUCACCCUAGGGGGUGCUCCUGCACCUGCCACCACUUUCCUGGAGGAGCCCUGGUGCCCCUCUAGCAGCUGGAGGAGAGCAGCUUACCCCUUGUUCUCUCUGCCUUUGCAGACCCCUCCCUCCAGCCUUUGGUUAUUGAAAAAGUCCUGAAUUAAUGUCUCCCCUUCUGAAACAGUCUAGGUGUUGGAAGCACCUGGGAAAGGUCCCUGCGUGGGUGCCUGUGGAAACAGAACCCAUCCCUCCCUAACUUACCCGGAGGCCCAGGUCCCAGGAAGCUGCUCCUGCCCAUGGGAGGGGAAAGGGGACCGGGGUGCUGUGAACAUUGCCCUGGGGCAGUUAUUUGGGACCACAGGGCAACCGGGCCAAGGAUAAGCCUGUCUCCUGUUGCAUUAGAUUGUUCUCUGGGGACCUGAGCUGGGAGCCUCUGCCAGGUCUUUAAAUAGCUGCCCCACUGAUCUGGCCUCCCAGGCAGCACGGGCAGCGCUGGGUCAGCCUCCUGGGGGUUGGGGUCAAGUGCCAGGUAAUCACACCAAUUUCCCUCUGACAUGAUGCUCCCCACACGUGUCUCUUAGACCUGGGGGUGGGGAGGGAGGAGGCUUGGUCCCAUCACUUCAUCAGGCGCUGAAUAUAGCCCCCACUGCUUACCAGCGAGAAGUGUCUGGGUAUCGUGGGGUGAGUAGUAUUACCCUCAAAAGACUAUAGUUUACUUUUGGCAAAUGGGAUGAUGACAGUAUCUUCCUGCAGGAUUGUUAUGAGGAUUAAAUGUACGUAAAGUGCUUAACAGGGGACCCAGACUCAAUAGGUGGUUAUCUUCUCUUGCAGUUUCUUCCUGCUGCUGCUGCUUACAGGCUUAUGUAUAUAUAUCUUGUAUGCUUAUAUAUAUCUUACAUGCUUAUGUACAUUUUCUGCCCCCCAUCCCUAUCGCCCCACCCUGGCCUUCUGACAAAGCCACCACCAUUUUGUAAGGGACUAUAGCUUCUCCCCAAACUGAGGGGAAAGUGAGUUUUUUAGAUUGCCAGCACACAACCAACGUUAGUCACCUUAGCUCAGCUGGGGAGGUAAAGUCAAGUGAGAGGGACAGCCUAGUAACUGUUGUAGGCUCCUCCCAUCUUAUGCAUCCCAACCGCUAAAGAAGGUCACUUUCUCUUUAAAUGCAAAUUACCUCCUCCCAGCUCUACUUCCACCCGCUCGGCUCCCUAGGAGGAGAGCGCCGAUCGCGGAGGGAACGGCCCCGAAGCCUCGCUCCCGACGCCACACCUCCAGCUGAGCGAUCCUUUUGGCACAUGGCUUUGAAGACUCCCCAUGGGAAAUAGAUCCCAGAUGGCCCCCAGCCAUUCCUGGGGAGCAGGGGCUCCUGCUCCAAUUCUUCUAUCAAGUCCUUAAUUGGGCCAAGCUGCUUCAACGCAAGACGGAGGACGUGCUCCGGUCUCCCCUCCACCACACCCCCCUGGGGCUGGCCAGCCAGUGGGACCUGAGGCCCAGCCAGCAUCCAAUGGAGGACAAGAAGAAGAAAAGGAGUCCCAAGCCCUGCCUGACCCAGCCAGCCCAGGCCCCGGGAACACUACGAAGGGUCCCUGUGCCCACCAGCCACAGCGGCUCCUUGGCCCUGGGACUCCCUCAUCUGCCGUCCCCCAAGCAGCGGGCCAAGUUCAAGAGGGUAGGCAAGGAGAAAUGCCGCCCGGCGCUGGCCGGAAGCGGGGGCGGCUCUGCAGGCACGCCCCUGCAGCACUCCUUUCUGACCGAGGUGACGGACGUCUAUGAGAUGGAGGGGGGACUGCUGAACCUGCUCAAUGAUUUCCACUCGGGCCGGCUGCAGGCCUUUGGGAAGGAAUGCUCCUUUGAGCAGUUGGAGCACGUGCGGGAGAUGCAGGAGAAGCUGGCCCGGCUGCACUUCAGCCUGGAUGUGUGCGGGGAGGAGGAGGAGGAGGAGGAGGAGGAGGAGGACGCGGUCACCGAGGGGCUGCCCGAGGAGCAGAAGAAGACGAUGGCUGACCGAAACCUGGACCAGCUGCUCAGCAAUCUGGAAGAUCUUAGUAAUUCUAUACAGAAGUUGCACCUGGCCGAGAACGCCGAGCCUGAGGAGCAGUCAGCUGUGUAGGUGUCGGACCCAGGCCCAGACUGCCCCUCUCAUUCCCUUCAAACUGUGACCUUUUAUGGACUCGAUCGGGUAUUCCGCGGCUCCCCAGGUGCUACGGGGGAGGGGGGCACUGGAUGGCAUUAAACCAGAAAAAAA